Molecule: messenger RNA, 3495 nt
Organism: Owenia fusiformis
Lineage: Eukaryota; Metazoa; Annelida; Polychaeta; Sabellida; Oweniidae
Source: the annotation of a GenBank genome assembly
AGUGACUUGUGUAGCCUACCCUAGCAUAACCAAACCCGUCUGGCCAGUUAUCUACUUCCGAAGUCGUAGAUCUACGACGUCAGGUGUAGAUAGCUGGGCCAGACGGGUUUGGAUAACCCUAACAGUGUUAUGUUGAGAUUCAAUGUCAAGAAAAUUAUAUGUCAGAUUCAAACUUAUUUCUUGCCCCAAUUUUACAAUUAAAAUGUAUGACAGUUCUAUAAUAUUGUGUUUUGGAGUCUUUGCUUACGUGAUAAUAAGUUAAACUCUAUUUUGUGAGUUUGUUAGUGAAGAAAACAGGUGAUCCAUAAGGUGUCCACCGUGCAAUUUCUUUUUAUUUACAGCCGGAAGUAAACAAGAUGUGAAUCAAUAUCCAACCAAUCAAAUGUUUCCUUGAGGUCACAUGACUUGUGAAAAAAUUCAAAUCGAAAAAUAUUGUAGAAAGUCUGAAUAUUCUCGUUUAAUCUUCACCAAGAAUCAAAACUUGGACCUUUUAAAGGAACCUGUACAUGUAUCACAUGACUUGAUUAAGAAUGGAGUCAGAUUGUACAGUUGAUUUGUUGGUGGACCUCAAUGAUGGUGUUACAGAAGACAAUGUAGAAGAGGAGCCUGCUGUUAAAACUGCAGAUGAACUGCCCAGUAUAGAAAGCCUUUUUGAGAGGGUCAAAACACAACCAGAAACAAAAGAUAAUCCAGAAAUUGAGAGAGCGGAAUCCCAGAAAGAACUCGAGACAAGCGUGAAAGUGAACGAUGAUAUUCGGCUCUUGGAUGAAGAGGAAUUUGAUUUUGAACUUGGUUCUCCGAAAACCAGUGAAGAUGACAAAACUACAGAAUCCACAAAAAGAAAGGACAAUGAAGAACAUGAUGACGAUGAUGAUGAGGAGGAAGAGGUGUUCUUUGGUCCAGUCAGUCAUAUUGAAAAAUGUGUGUCAGUUGCUGUCAAGGAAAAUGUUGUGAAACCAUUGAGCCCACUUACCACAAAACAAAUGGCAGAGUUAUUUGCAGAGGCAAAUUCUGUAGCAAGUCAAAUUAUUCUACAGAAAUCGCCAUCUCCCAAACACACACCAGAAACAGAAUUUUUGACACCAGACUUUAUGAAAGAGAAUUCUAAUGAACCUUUAUUGAAUGUUGACCUACAGUUCACUCCGAAAAGCACUCCUAAAAGUGCAACAUCCUUAACACGCUCUAAUACCUUUACAAAAGACAGAAGCCCAUUUCAUAAACUGCCAAAAAGUAAACAAAAAGUACUACCAGUUCUGGACGGAAUUAACAAAAAUACAACUUCAACUAAAAAGACUCUUAAUAGACAAACACCUGUUAAAAGACGGAGUUUGCCACUUCGAAAUGCAAUAACAAAAAUGGAAAACUUGAGGAAGGGUACAAUGUCAUUUAUGGAAGCUAAACCCACUAAGUCUGUACAACAGCCAGUUGCUACAAAGAAGAAAGAGAUUACAAGGCCAGGAGGUGGUCCAGUGUCUACAAUUGUUCAACCAAAAUCCUCAGCUGCUUUGAAAUCCUUAGCUCCUGAUCCUGUGAAAUCUGCAGCCUCUGGUCCCUCAAGGUCUACAGACCCUGUUCCCUUGAAAUCUACUGCUCUUGGUCCUGUUAAGGCCACUGCCCCUUCAGCUAUGAACACAACUCUAACAGAUAAACCAAGAACGUCAGGAUUAAAACUUCCAAGUUCAAAGCCUCAGUUAUUGCGACCGGGGCAGAUGCAGCAAAGCCUGAUGGGUAAUAGAAGCAAGCUAGUAAAGCCAGGAAGUGGACCAAUGAAAGCAUCAACAGGACUUCUGAAACCAGGGCAGGUUUCAAAGCCAGUAGGAAGUUCGGUAUCUUCAAUUGUUCCUCCUAGUUCAUCAGGCAAUGGGCCCAUGAAGGCUACAGCCCCUGGCCCCAUGAAAGCUACAGCCCCUGGCCCCAUGAAAGCUAUAGCCCCUGGCCCCAUGAAAGCUACAGCCCCUGGACCCAUGAAAGCUACAGUUCCAGUUAAAGGUUUGUCCCCUAAGAAGAAGCCUGUUACUAGAAGCAAUACAUGUACCCCCAAGCGAAUGACACCUCCCCGGAAAGUCAACGUCAUAAAGUCAACGCCUGUAAUGCCAGACAAAGGUGUUCAACAACCCAAGCGACUUCUUUCUCAUUCUUCUGGGUCAUCUACUGCUUCAACUCCACCAAAAGAUCAAAGUCUCAACAUGACAGUGAACACACCUCCUAACAAGAAUCUGUUCACUGGUGGCUCCGCACAGAAACGACGUUCCAUGUUGCCAACUCCUACCAAAAGAGGCCGCUUAAGCUCUAUGGGGUCCAUCCCAAGCCCACUCUCUGUGCGAAGCAACACAAGCUCCGUGAACUCAUCAAUUGGUUCUCCAGUGAUGGGACGUAACUAUGGCAAAAGCUCCAGUGUAUCCUCCUACACAGCUUCCCCUAAAGCUGCAUUGUUUUCUGGAAUAGAUGAAAACUCACCGAGUUGUUUGAAGCCCAGGAAAACAAAAGUUGCAUUCACACCACUAGGAGGAAAAACUGAAAAGAAAUCCCUUUGGUCACCAGUGAAGCGUCGUCAACCAAUAGACAGUGAUGAGCAAUACCAUCAAUGCACAAAGAGAAUCAAGUGAAAGGUUGCGGGAACCUUCAUAUUUCAAUUUGGUCAUAUCUUUUUCACUCCUUUGACAUACAAAGGCAUGAGAGGGGCGAGGUUAUAUUUAUUCAGACAUUUCUUCAACUAAAACUUUGGAAAUGAAGUCCAAACAUAGUAAUGUACCUAAUUUGAAGGAAAGUUAAGAUAAUUAAAUUGAAAUAUCAAAAUUAUUAGACAUUCUCUAUAUUCAUGGAUAGAGUUAGUUUCUGACAGAUGAGACUAGAUGAAUGGAUGACAGUUGAAAAUAUGGGCUGUGAGGAACCACAAAUACACCAUAAUUAUAUGCAAGGUGUGAACAAGAACAGUACAAUGAAACUUUGCACUUUCUCAUAUCAUGACGGGAGAUAAACAAAACUUAAUGUGUUCAAAUGAUGUAUGUAUGUGUUCACAAUUCAAAACUGAGAAUGAAAUGGAACGACGCUACAAACACAUAUAAAAAUAUGUUUAUUUUAUACAUGGUAAAACUUUACAUAUCAGCUAUUAGUUAAUAUCCAUGAUUAUAUGUAGAGUUAUAGAUGGCCUGAAUAUUAUUCAUUUGUACAUUACAAUUAUAGAUAUUAAGAAAUAGUCAUGAGAGUAAAAGAUUUCAAACUUAAGUCUCAACUCAUAUCUGACCCUUAAAACAUACUCUCCUAUCUAAUCCUUCCACAUUUUAUGAAAUUUAAGUAUUUAAUAUAUAUUUUAACAGCUCACAUUUUACAUAUUACUUUACAUCCAAUAUAAAUGAUUCUUCAUUAAUGCUUUAUAGUCUAUUAAUUGUACAUGUGAAUAUUGUACAGUAUCAAUAACCUAUGUAUACACAUAUAAACCUGGAAACCAAUUGUAUGAACAUGUUUUAAUGAAAAUACAAUGUAAGUUAUGAAUGC